AUGAGCCAAACAGAAGGCCCAAGUCCGCGACGUUCCCCAGCGCGACAUGCCAAGUCCCCCACAGACCAUGCUGCUGCCGCCGAUGCUGCCCGCCAAAAACAACUCGCCGACCACCUCGAAAUGUAUCCGCCCAACACUGUCGUCCCGGGUUCUGAGGGCUGGACUGCUCCUGCUUUCCGUAUCUUCCUCGAGUCAAGCAUCAUGGGCAGCCGCGAGGAGGUACAGCCUGGCCACCGCUACUACCCCAUCCAUGCGUAUAUCUUGACAGCGUUCAACCACCUCCUUGCAUCGGACAGGGCACUGAAGGAGAUCAUCACGCCCAUUCUCUCCAGUAUUGUGAGAUUGGGUCGAGCUCCGAUCUUGCGUCCAACAGAGCAACGCGGCCGAAUUAGCAUCUCUGACGUCGAAGAAGCGCUCAAGACGGGAAUGCCAAAUGUUUUCAUCCGAACAUUGGCGAAACCAACCCAAUCUGGACCGCCCGCAGAGUUCCCAUGGGGGACGGUUGGCACUAACUCGGAAAACGACGCGAUAGAGCUGAGCAUCUGCAAAGAGCUUUGCGAUGUCCUCUGUCCGCUGACACCCAUCCCUAACGCGGCCUUGCAGGAGUCAUUCAAGCUCAUCCUCCUCGUGACGAUCGAGCAUGAACUGAUGCACGUCCUCACAAAGUUGUUUUUUGGCUAUACCUUCAUAACCCCACAACUACCAAACCUACAAAAGGACCGCGACGCCUCAGGCAACAGAAUUGGGGAGUCAGGACGGACUUUUGAGAUGUCCUACAUUGGUUUCCAAAUCCAAGCUGAAUGGGCUCUCCCUCUUGUCGAGCCCACUUCUGAUGGUUUCCCAAACCUCGAGAAAAUGGUCGCAUUGGUGGCACAGAUGCUGCAAGGGUGCCAAGUUUUCCGACUGGAGCCGCAAGACGUUCACAAUAUGGUCGCGUCUUUCUCAAGCAAGGAUAUAUGGAUUCCCAUGCUCAAAGAGUCAUAUCUGCCUCUACCCCCAAUCAACACUAACUGCACCCUGCGGUACAGUGUGUCUUUGCAAGGCCUUGAGGACGACGAGGAGGAAGAGCCCGAGUCAAACAAUCAGAACAGCUACCGUUUGGACACAGGCUGUGGCACCCACUCACUCCAGUGGGAUUCAUCGCGUGGGUUGGGCAUCUCCUUUCAUCCUCAACCAUGA
Mycena indigotica is the source of this 1179-nucleotide messenger RNA. RefSeq lists its product as uncharacterized. The record is from RefSeq and is a predicted model, not a curated record. NCBI's taxonomy places the organism in Eukaryota, Fungi, Basidiomycota, Agaricomycetes, Agaricales, Mycenaceae. The transcript has 3 exons. Bases 1 to 1179 code for a protein of 392 amino acids.